Molecule: messenger RNA, 6450 nt
Organism: Cheilinus undulatus (humphead wrasse)
Lineage: Eukaryota; Metazoa; Chordata; Actinopteri; Labriformes; Labridae
Product: RNA binding protein fox-1 homolog 2-like
Exons: 13
Coding region: 580-1968 (462 amino acids)
Biological process (GO): regulation of alternative mRNA splicing, via spliceosome; nervous system development
Cellular component (GO): cytoplasm; nucleus
Molecular function (GO): mRNA binding
Source: RefSeq, a predicted model, not a curated record
AACCGUGUUCAGCCAAGUCUGCACGCCAAGACAGACACAUCCACGGCGGAGCUCCACGGCGAGGGAAGGACCCGAGGAGUGAGGAGAAGAGGCUGAAAUCAGAGGGGAGAUCAGAGGGAACAACAGCCGGGCUUCAGGCACACCAAGAGGCUACAGGAUAGAGGACUAACCGGCUUUACAGAAGGAGAAGGAGAAGCGCUAAUUCCCAACAUUUUCUCUUGCUGGCAGCCACAUUUAUAAAGAGGGAGCUAGCGGAAUGUAAUGCUAGCACGCUGGCUAAUGUUAGCUAGCUAAUUAGCUUGUCAGGCAUCCAGGAGUCAGUGUGAUCUUUAUUAAAAAUAGGUCACUGUUUGGCUUUGUUUUACUUUUUAUUUAAUGGAAAACACAUUUCUUAGAGCGUCAAGUUAACCUUAGUUUGAUUAUGAUGCUCUAGCUGGUGAAAAGUGAAGCAUUAAAGAGAGAAAACAGCCGUUAUUGAUGAAAAUUAGCUCAAAAUCAGCCGUUUGGGGAAAGCUGAAUCCAUUGUGAGAACCGAGCUGUGGAUAAAUCACACUUUUCCUGGUGACUGUCUGCCGUCCAAUGUUAAUGUCGACCGACGUUGCUUCUAUAAUGCUACCCGUUAAUCGGGGGAUAAUGGACCGGGAAAGAGACAUUGACACAGCCGCAGGAGCGCUCUCCAACGCGGCCGGAGGUCCAGCAGCUGUCCGCGGGAUGAAGCGAGGAGACCCGGAGCCUGACGCUCAGACAGCCGCUGCCCUCACUGACUUAUCCGGGGCUGAGUGCAAAAGACCGAGGAUAGACGGGACUGGAGGUGUCGUGGGUGACAUUGGACAGAACAAUGAGCCGUUAAACCCUGGUUUCCAUGGAUACCCACCUCACAGUCAGGGCUCUCAGGAUUCGACAGGAGGACAGGAGGGAUUGGUUGCCCCACCCUUCACAGCGUUCCCCCCUCCACCCCCUCCUCAGAACGGGCUGCCGGGGACGGAGUUUGGCCCUGGGGCCAUGUUUGGUGCUGGGGGCCAGGGGACUGCAGACGUAGGGGCUGGGGCUAACGGAGCCACCACGACUCCCCCCACCAACAACAACGUGAAGCCAGAGGAGACGUCCCAGGGCGAGGCGGGCGUUCAGUGCAGUUCAGGAGCCACAGGAUCAGGCGGCUCCGUGGGAGACUCCUCAGAGGCCAAAGGGACCCCCAAACGCCUCCACGUCUCAAACAUCCCCUUCCGCUUCCGGGACCCCGACCUCAGGCAGAUGUUUGGGCAAUUUGGGAAGAUUCUGGAUGUGGAGAUCAUUUUCAAUGAGAGGGGUUCAAAGGGUUUUGGCUUUGUGACAUUUGAGAACAGCGCAGACGCAGAGAAAGCCAGAGAAAAGCUCCACGGCACGCUGGUGGAAGGUCGUAAGAUCGAGGUGAAUAACGCCACCGCCAGAGUGAUGACCAACAAGAAAAUGGUCAGCCCCUACCCGAACGGAGAGGCCCUCAGCACUCUGCCUUAUGCGGGGUGGAAACUGAGCCCUAUGGUGGGGGCGGUCUAUGGACCUGAGCUGUACGCAGUCCCAGGGUUUCCGUACCCGUCUGCAGCGGCAGCAGCCACCACAGCAGCCGCGGCGUUUCGUGGCGCCCACCUGCGGGGUCGAGGCAGACCCGUGUACAGCGCCGUGAGGGCUGCUGUGCCUCAGCCCGCCAUCCCUGCCUACCCCGGACUAGUGUUUCAGGACUCAGUCCUUAGUCCCAGAUUGCCUCAGGGAGGCUACCCCGCUGCUGCUGCCGCCGCCGCUGCUGCCUAUCGCUACGCCCAGCCCGCGGCUGUAACCGGAGCAACUGCCGCUGCUGCCGCCUACAGCGACAGUUACGGCCGUGUGUACACUACAGACCCCUACCACGCUUUAACUCCAGCUGCUGCUGCUUACGGAGUCGGAGCCAUGGCGAGUUUAUACCGGGCGGGAUACAGCCGGUUCGCUCCCUACUAAAACCACAAACCCCAGCGAGGAAUCUCACAUUGCUCCAAACCAACUCCUUUCACGCUCUUUGUUUGGCAGCGGCUCUCCUUCAUUUUCCUUCAGACGGACUUCAACCACAGCUCGUGUUUUUUUUUUUUUUUUUACAUUUUUAUCCUCUCUGUUUUUGUGACGGGAUGUCAUCGGCCACAUCAUCUGUUUCUGUUUCUGUGCUCUUCUCUUCUGUGACGUGGAAUCAAAACUGCCACAUGCGUCUCAAAAGCUGUGGCUGAAAAACUUUGGGGCACAAAUAUUGGGACGUUUUUUAGAAACACUAUGGGACCUGGAGGCGAAGAAGCUGCUUAUUCACUCUAAACUUCUGUUUUUUGAUCCUAAAGUCUCCCGUAGAACACAAUCAGACUUGAACUUACACCGACUAAAAAAACUCUCUCUGAGUUUUCCUUCAUUUUCAGCCUCCUUUACUUCAAACGGUACUUAUAUUUUUAAACACUACAUUGAUUUAAGGCUGCAGAAUCCCCCGGUAAAAGUGCACAAAUGAAUCAGACUCCUUGGAGUCGAAGAAGACAUGGGAAUUAUUUUUUAAAAGUUGGAUGUUUAGCUGGAGGAAACACACAGAAAACUCAGAACACAGCAUGGGAAUAUGAUUCUUUUUUUGUCGUUUUUUAACUUCUCCCCAAACAACCGAGUUCAAAAAAGGAGACAAGGAAAAAACAAAGUGACUUUUUCUGCAUUACCUCAGUUUUUCUGCCUUUUUCUUUAUUUUGCUGCCAUUCAGAAGAAGUUGCUAUGAGAAAACAUCACUACAGACGCUUGAACUGUCCAUUUCUUUCAAAGAUGAAGCCAUUAGUUUGUCCUUAUUGCUGGUCCACACAUUUUCCAGUCAUGACUCGAACUUUGACACUAAAACAGGAGGUCAGACCUGUUAAUCCAGCUCUGAUCCGACCCUGUGACAAACUGUGUACUCCCCCUUUAUCCUCGAUCUGCUCGUUGUUUCUUCUUCUUAAAAAAAGGACCAGGCACAUUUCUCUCUCUCCUGAACCGUCACACAUUCCAGCAGCAGUGAAGGAACUGGCUCAGACGGACACAAAAAAAAUAAAAAUGCAAAUAAUUUAGCUGCUCCAAUCUGCAGCUUGAUGGCCCACAUGGGGAACCAAUCAGCUCGCCAAAUGGGAAUCUCCUCCUGGAUGGAGAUCCCUCCGCCUGCAGCCGCUGUGUGCGAUCAGAACAGCAGAUCCAUCGGAUUAAGAGACUGCUAUCAUGAACCGGGAGUCUCUGAAGUGAUGAGAAUUUAUCAUUUUUUCUAUUUAUAUUCAUCAUUUUUAAAGCGACAGGGAUCCUGUCAGUAGGUGUCAUUUUAAACCUUCAUCAUGCGCUCUGGGAUCGUUCAGGCUUUUAAAGUUUUUGUGUGAAGGCUUCAUAAACUCGAUCGAUUAUAGACCAAGUCUGUCCUGUAUGUAUCACGUCUCCAUUUACUCUCACUAUGUCGUUAUUUUUGCCUUUUUUUGGUUCCAAAGAUUUUCUGAAGAAGCACAUUUUUGGUCCUGAUGUAUUUCUUAUUAUUUUUGUGUUUUUUGCCUUUGCUUUGUUGUAUUUUUUAUAAGCGGCGGGUUGCAGCUGUAUUAGUCAGUACAGUGUUGAACAGCACUCUGGGAAAUGGCACUAAAGCAGCGUCGACUUAAAAGGUUGCAGCGAUUUUGGGAAUUCUGAGCGGCAAACCAAACAGCCCUGUUCAAUAGACAGUAUUCCCACUGCAGCUGAGUUUCUGUGGCGUUAUGAAGCUCGUCGCUAUCUUACUGUUAUAUUCUGGGUCAUUUGUCUUAUAAACAUCCAGAUUCUGACUACUGCUUUUAUUUUAUAGCUUCUCUUAUUAAAUCAUGAUCACAGAAAGCAGAAACUAAAAAUCCAGAAAGAAAUCAAACAAAAUGUCAUUAUUAAAUCAUGAGAUUAGGUUAGAUAUCAUAUACAUUUGAUUAUUAGGAGGAAACUUGCUCAUUUUGCUUUAUGCAGGACAUCAAUCACAACUAAAUUUGCCUCUCAUCUGGCUGUCAAACACUUCGGCCACGCAUGAUCUGAAAAUGUGUACUCAGGUCUUUUAAGUGUCAAACCACUGGGUUUUGUUGCCCUCAGUGCAUGCUCACAGGCAAGGCUGCCUGCCUCGUAGACUUAAUUAGAUUUCUUUACAUAUUUGCACAUUCUGCACACAUGUAAAGAUUUGUACACACACUUGCAGAUCUGUACAUGCAUUUGCAAAUGUAAUGCAUUACUGCAGAUUUGUGUACAGAUCUGUGCAUGCAUUUGCAAUAGUUUUGCAACCAUAAUAGCUCAUAGUGCCCCGGUUUCCUCCCACAGACCUGAAUCAUGCUUUAUUGGUGGCUCUAAAUUGCCUGUAGUUGUGAGUGUACCUAAUUUUCUGUCUCAGCCCUGUGAUUGACCACUGACCAGUCCAGGGUGUACCCUGAGUUUUGCCCUAUAGAAGCUUCAGUCACCUCUAGCUUCCCCGUGACACCCUGAUUGGAUAAGUGGUUCUCAGCUGGUGGGUCACAAAGUCAUUUUAAGUGUACCUGGAAGAAAUGAUGUGGCCAAUAGUCUAAUAUGUGCUCUUAUUUUGAGGACAGCCCUCUCUUUGUUGUGUCAGAUUUUUUGUUCCAUGUCAAUUUAUAACUGCCCCAUUUUUCAUUGAAAACAUUUGGUUACGAUUGAAAUUUUUUUUUUUUUAAUUUCCAGUCCAGUUGUUCACAAAAGGAGCCGGCUCUUAGGACCGACUCAUCCAUGAACAACACACGCAGGACUCUCUUGUAUCCUGUCAUCUUGCAAAAGCGUAGUAGUGUAGUGUAUCAUUGUGUCCUUUAAAAGCAUGUAUCUGACAAUCUGAGUGAGAAAACCGGUUAAAAAGGCACCACUAGCCUCUUUGUUUUUGGCUAAUUCACCUCCAGUUAUACUUAUCAACAGUGGAGUCACUGCUUACAGAGAUUCUUCCUAGUCGAUUUUCAAUUCUAGGAAAGGAUAAAAUAAAAACAGCUGUCAGAAUCUGGAUGUGUCAGCCUGGAAUAAAGCAGUACAGUACGAUAAGAAUAUGGGCGUGAUGUCUAAGCAACAUGGCCGCCGUGGGGAUAUGGCCCAUUGAAUUUUGUGCGUGCACUCGUAUAUUUUUUGGCUGCAGAGGUGUUUUGCUGCAGACAAGGGAAAUCAGAGCAGAUGGAGUCAUGAGGGACGUGCAGAAAUAAAGAAUGAAUGGCGUUUGUAAGUAGGGCCGAAUUACAGGCGAGAUGAACAGAGGGGACACGUCCGCACAGCUGAGGCCACCUUUUAGAACAAUGAAACAAUGUGUGGGCGGUGAGUGGAGGGAAUUUGUGGCGGUGAAGGUGAGGAGCUGAGCCAUUAAUCACUCGCUGACAGGAUAACAACGUCCCCUGCUGUCUUUUUUAAAAAAGAAGAGUUUCAGGGGGAACGGUGCGCUCAGGGCCAGGAGGGAUCAUGUUGUUUUUGUAUGAUUGUGAAAACUGUGUGCAGUAGGUCCAAUGAGUAUUUUUGACGCGCAUUACCUCCUUUUUUUGUCUUUUUAUUCCUUACAAGUAUUAUCAGAAGUGUUGCUAUGCAUGCUUUGUGCAGGAGGAAGGUAGUCGGUCAGAAAAUCUUUUCAUUUGUGCAUGAAUUCAAAUCCUAGUGCUGGACGAGGAGGAGGAGGGGGGGUGGGUGUUUACAGAGCAGGAGGAUGAGGAAGAUGUGGGAUGUUGUGUGAUGUGAGGCGACAGGAGUCUCACUAAAGUUUGGGUACGGGGCGGGGAGAGGCGAGCAGCUCGGUGGCUUAAUGGGAGUCAAUUCAGUCCGCUUCAGUAAUCUCGGUUAUCUCUGCUCUGUGCCUCUGAGCUCGUCGUGGUAAUCACCGCUCAUAUCAGAUGUGUAAAGUUUAAUUUGAUAUGCCUGGACUCCUGUGGUUCGAUUUUAUUAUGAAAAUAAAACAAGAGAGUGAAGGUUGCCAAUGCGAUGAUUUAUCUGCUUACAGAGGAAUUCACUAUUUAGAGAUCUUGGCUUUAUAAGCAUUAUUUUAAUAGUUAGGAGUUUCACCUGUAGGUUUCUUCAUCCUGCAGCCAUGAAACCGGCUGUAAAGUUUGCAAAAAGUCGCCCAAUAGAAGCUCACUGACAGGCUUAAUUAGACCGUUUGUAUUGAAAGAAAUAUAAAAAAAAAAAAACUCAGUAAGAACAGACUGUUUGAAGACAGAAACAGCUAAAUCACUCUCCUCAAAGCUGCCUGACUCCAUGAACAAAGAUGUAUUUUUACUGGUAUCUGCUGUCUUAAAGUUUGUUUCCAUUUCAGUAGGACUGAGCUAUUUUUAACAGAGGAAGGUAGUGGUUGACUAGCAAAGGGGAUCUCAACCUUUUCAGCCAGCAACCCCCAAAAUAAAGGUGUCAGAGACCGGGGACCCCCACUGUACCUGAAGGCGGUUGAACAGCCAGGAACAUUCAAGAGAAGCCAUGUGCAGACAAGGUUGUCCG